CUCUCAGAUGGAGUCAGUGAGUGAGGAGGUCCAUGGAGGAGCAGAUGAGGAUGAGCAAGCUGAAUCAGAGGAAGCCAUGCUGUGGUCCAUCCGGGAGGCUUUGGAGAGACAGACCCUGCAAAUUGGAGUGUCAGCUUGCGGGGCCACAGCUGUGGUGGAUGUGCUGAAGGCCCUUGGUGUGGAUGUGGCUCCAGAAGAGGCUGAUCGCUGCGUCCAAACCCACCUGAGGAGGAAUGAGUCCCCACUGCCUGACUACCUGCUGUCCCGGAGUGAAGCUGGUGCGACUCACGCUCAGCUCAUUACAGGAGCAGAAGAGGCCAGUAAAGGGAAGGUGAUAGGUCGUUUCUUCCACCUCCACCCUCACCGGCGAGUCAAACUGGUCCCCUGGCUCGCACGCUGGAUCCGGAAAGGCGCCGUUCCCGUGGCGACUAUGAACAUGCAGCUGGUUGUACCCGAAGGAGAGGAGGUGCCUGACGCCUGGCACCAUCAGCUCAUAUUUGGAGUUGCACCUACUGCUGUUUUCAUGACUAAUCCUUUAGAUUUAGUAAGCGAGGUAGAAGUUCACCAGCGACUUUGCAGUGAAUCUGUGCUGCUGAUUCGCCGAGAAGACGUGCUGCAGCGACUUACGCCAGACUGCUGCCUGUCCAGCCUCUCAGAUUGCCAGUCUGACCCACGAUGGAAAGCCCUGGAUGUGGAAGGUCAAGUGAGACAGAUGAUCCUGGAAGAGGAGCAGGGACAAAUGAAGUUAACCCACAUCACAAUCCCUGCAGCGUACAGCUCAGGUAUCACGCUCUUUGCCCGACUACAGUCAGAGUUAGGACAAGAACUCCUCAACGCUCCUGAACUUCCUGUGUUGUGACUGGACUUCCGCACAUGACCUCAAAACAAGCGUGAAGACAUGUGUUGUGCUGUAAGAGUGUGUUGCUCAUCUGCUGUGUAGCUGAGUCUGAAAAAUCACACAAUGUCUAAGCAUAUUUAUCUAAACCACACUGUAAAAUUUUAAUAGACACCAGUCAUGAUUUUGUGCGUGACAUUUUUGCUGAAUGAACUUUGUCAGUUUUUUGUACCAAUAAUGACAUCAGAUCAGAUUUCAUGACAUAAAUUAGGUUCCUAUAAUCAAUUCUUAGUGUGUGUUUUAAGUAUGUUUUAAACACCAGUGCAAUCUGACUGAAGACUUCCUGCCUGGACCAUUACUGAGCACAACUAUCUGAGUCUCAAAGCCUCCUCCUCUGCGCCCUCUAGACUGUUAACUAGAACUAAAAAAAGCAGAUCCCAUUAAUCCGUGUUUGGCCGCUUGACACCAUCUUCCAGUUAAUUUCAGGAUUGACUUUAAGAAUUUAUUGAUUUCUUUCAAAGCAAUAAAUGGCACAGCUCCAGCUUAUAUUUCAGAGCUUUUAUGUCCUCGUACACAGGAGUUUAUAUCAGUAGGCUAACCUCCUCGGAUUAUUCCAAUGGCCACAUUAAAGGGGGAUCGAGUCUCUACAGCCAGAGUGCUUAAGUGUUGGCAACAUUGGUCUUUUUCAAUAUUUGCAUUAAACUUGCAUCAAUUUAUGUGAUGAUGUCUUGUCUAUUAAACAAGGCAGACA
Messenger RNA from Scomber japonicus (chub mackerel), 1586 nucleotides. RefSeq lists its product as uncharacterized. The coding region runs from base 8 to 859 and encodes 283 amino acids. The transcript is spliced from 4 exons. The record is from RefSeq and is a predicted model, not a curated record. NCBI's taxonomy places the organism in Eukaryota, Metazoa, Chordata, Actinopteri, Scombriformes, Scombridae.